Molecule: messenger RNA, 489 nt
Organism: Aspergillus ochraceoroseus IBT 24754
Lineage: Eukaryota; Fungi; Ascomycota; Eurotiomycetes; Eurotiales; Aspergillaceae
Exons: 3
Coding region: 1-489 (162 amino acids)
Source: RefSeq, a predicted model, not a curated record
AUGAUCCUAGCCAUUAUGGGUGUGUCCAGCGAAAAGAUAGUGGGAAUCAGCAUUGAAGCUGCCGGUUCCUGCUGGGCGGGACCGCGAGACAGACGAUCCUCAGGCAAGCACAAGUGUUUCAUAUUAGAUCCAGAUCAACAGCAAUUCUUUCUGAAGAAUGGUUCGAGCAAGCGCCAGAGGAGAUCUAUAAUCGGCAACGGGUGUGUUUCGUCUAUUCUGGGUAGCAAGAGGAGCGAAAUUUACCCUGAUUCGGUUAACAUCUCGGGUCACAAUGAGGACGCCUCCAUAGUGCGUGGUCCUUUGCUGGGAGGGCUGCAAGCGCCUAGGUUGAUAUGGGGAGGGAUCGGAGCUGGCAGGGGGCCACAACAAAUUCCACAGCAAUCAGGUUUAGUCAAGGAGUCUAAACCCCCGUCUGCGAUAGUUUCCGGAUGCAGGGCUGUUCUAAGAAUACGUCUUGGGUGUGAAAUGUCGACAGCUCUCAGCGAUUAG